Misgurnus anguillicaudatus (oriental weatherfish) is the source of this 4324-nucleotide messenger RNA. NCBI's taxonomy places the organism in Eukaryota, Metazoa, Chordata, Actinopteri, Cypriniformes, Cobitidae. The record is from RefSeq and is a predicted model, not a curated record.
UCUAUCCCAUUGUUGUGACGUUGCACCGCAAAGCAACAGGCGGAGAAAAGCACGGAAAUAAAUCAAUGGAAAAACAAAAGGAAUAUUGAGAAACCGAAAAUUAAUUCGACUGAGUUGUUUGUUAAACUUUUUAUUUUAAUAUUUUUAGCCCUUAGCGAUAAAUAAAACUGUACGUUAAUCGUGUUUUUUGGUCUGUCGGGAACGGGAAUGUCCAUUGGCAACACUUCCGGAAGGAAAGUUUUGGAAGGCCUCUGCUCUGACUUCAUCACUUGUUGUACUUUAUAGGACACACAUUCAUUUUGCCCAAGGAUUACCAAAUUUUCACUUUAGUAUAAAGUCGACAGUGAUCAGACAUAAUUAUAAGAAACUUCUGAUCGCCUAAAGGGUGGAAAACAAAAGCAAAAAUGAUGCCGAUGUUCCUGACCGUGUACCUUAGUAACAAUGACCAGCAUUUUACAGAGGUUCCCAUCACCCCUGAUACGGUCUGUCGUGAUGUCAUUGAACUGUGCAAGGAACCAGGCGAAUUCAACUGUUACCUUGCUGAACUGUGGCGGGGCUCAGAGCGACCUAUAAGUGAGAGUGAGAAGAUGAUGAAUCUGUUGCAGCAGUGGGGACAAAAGUCUGACGUGCGAUUCUUUCUACGGCACGGUAGAACACCCAAUCAAGGCUCCAGAGGCUAUAAUCAAAAACAGAACGUUGUGAAAAGACCCACAGACAGACAGACAGAGAAUGGGGUAAACACCCCAUGGAUGGACAUGACUGUAGCAGAGCUCCAAGAAAUGGCUGCAAGACAACAACACCAAAUUGACACUCAAAGAAAUCUCUUGUCCUCUAAGGAGCAGCGCUUGCAUUUUCUGAAGCAGCAGGAUAACAGGCAGCAGCAGGUUUCCUCUGAAAAGCGUAAACUUCAAAGUCUGAGAGACACGAUGGAGAAACAGGAGGCGCAGCUGAAAACCGUGCGUGCACUAAAGGGACAGGUUGAACAGAAACGACUCAGCAAUGGAAAACUUGUGGAGGAAAUUGAGAAGAUGAACAGUCUGCUCCUUCAGAAACAAAGAGAGUUGGUGGUAGCUGUGUCCAAAGCGGAAGAACUGAGCAAACAGCUCGAGACGCUGAAAAAUGGACGUAUAGAUGUGGUUAAUAAUAAACACAACUCUGUGGCCGAGCUGGACCGGCUCUACAGGGAACUACAGCUGAGAAACAAUAUCAACCAGGAUCAGAAUACUAAACUACAGCAGCACCGAGAAAACCUGAAUAUAAAGAACCAGGAGGUGGCUGACAUGGACAAGCGAGUAAAUGAACUGCGAGAUCGCUUGUGGAAGAAGAAGGCUGCUUUACAACAGAAAGAGAAUCUUCCUCAGGUGCCUUCAGAUGGCCAGAUGAUUCAACAAACAGGACUGUCUCGUGUGGCUGCGGUUGGUCCUUAUAUUCAAUCUUCUGUGAUGCCCAGAGGCUCAUUUAACCAGGACCCACUUAAACCCCCUUACCCAGAAGGCACAGCAAUUGCACCACAUGACAGGAGCACUCCUCCAGUUACAGGCAAUUUGACAUCAAAGUUGCCACAAUGGAGUUCAGCCAAUGCCAAGCCUGGCAGCAAUCUCGGGUCGUUUACUCUUCCACGCAUGACGACCCAGACUGCUGAAGAUCAAGGUAACACAGGUGCAUCUAACCAUGACCGCAAAGUUCGCCCGGUUUCAAUGUUUGAGUCCACUGAACCACUUAACCCUCCUUUGCAUAAGAAGCAAAACAGUGUAGACCUUGUGAAAGAUCAGAGUGCUGUCAAGAACACCAUUAAGGUUCCUCCUCCAGUUCCAAGUAAACCUAAACAGUCCAAUCUGUUUGGGACCUUCCCUGGGAAGAGUACAUCAUCCACUCAGCACAAUCACACUGGUUCCCUUUCUGGCCUUCCUCAAGGGAACACUUUACCCCCUCCUUCCAAACAAGAGCCUCCCCUAGCUGCCACUGUACACCCCUUCAGCCCAGAUCCUCCUGGAGCAAAAGACUUACACAAACCCCAAACAGUGACCACCAGUUCAAUCUACUCCAUGUACACGCAGCAGCCCGCAACUGCCAAAACUCAGCAGCAGAACGCACAAGGAGCAUUAAACAGAGCCCAGAACCGAAACAACUUUAUCAGUGUUUAUGGAAAACCAGUAGCUCCAGCAGGCCAGCAACCUCAAAACCCUCAGCAGCUUGAUAACCCAUACCUGGAUGUGGUCAGCGGCCCAGAAGCAGAAAUCGGACACGGUACAGGAAUUCCUGCUUCAGAGAACCAAGAGACUGAACGCAUUCCUAGACCUCUAAGUCCCACGAAACUGUUGCCCUUUAUUUCAAACCCCUACCGCCACCAAAGUGACAUUGAUUUAGAGGCUCUAAGGAAGAAACUCUGCAAUGCGCCGAGGCCACUCAAGAAACGUAGCUCCAUAACAGAGCCUGAGGGCCCUGGUGGGCCCAAUAUGCAGAAGCUUUUGUACCAGAAGACCACUCUGGCUGCUAUGGAGACCACAGUGGGUCCUUCUGGAGAAGAGCAGAAAGUGGCGGCAACAGAACCUCAUGCGUCUGAUGAGGUUUCCCUUGUUAAACCAGAUCAGCCGCUCUCUGAUUCACUGGUGUCUAUGGCCAUAGAAGAAACAAAAGAAGAGGACAACUUUCCUCCACCACCUUCACACCCAGCCCCAAAGCCUGACAUUUCAAUGUUACCUUCACCUCCCCAGGCACCUAGCCCCCCUCCUCCACCUCCCCCGGAGAGCUUCCAAGAAGACUUUCCUCCAUAUCCUCCACCUCCUUAUCCCAGUGGUGCUGAGCAGGAUACUCCAGAAGACAUGUUCAGCAUGAAGCCACCAGAAAUUACUGGACAGGUUCCUUUGCCACCUGGUAAAAGGACAAAUCUGCGUAAAACUGGAUCCGAGCGCAUUGACCAUGGCAUGCGAGUGCGGUUCAACCCUCUGGCACUGUUACUUGACUCAUCUCUGGAGGGAGAGGUUGAUCUGGUGCAGAAAAUCAUAUACGAGGUUGAGAAUGCAAGUCAGCCUAAUGAUGAGGGCAUCACAGCGCUGCAUAAUGCAGUAUGUGCAGGUCAUACAGAAAUUGUCAAAUUCUUGGUGCAAUUUGGAGUCAAUGUCAAUGCAGCUGACAGCGACGGUUGGACCCCUCUGCACUGUGCAGCCUCCUGUAAUAACGUGCAGGUGUGUAAAUUCCUGGUGGAGUCUGGGGCAGCUGUGUUUGCUAUGACCUACAGCGAUUUGCAGACAGCAGCUGAUAAAUGUGAAGAGAUGGAGGAAGGCUACGCUCAGUGCUCUCAGUUCCUCUAUGGUGUCCAGGAAAAGAUGGGCAUCAUGAACCGAGGGGUGGUGUAUGGUCUGUGGGACUAUGAAAGUGACGAGGAUGAUGAACUGUCAUUCAAAGAGGGUGACUGCAUGACUGUGGUCUCCAGGGAUGAUGAGGAGGAGACUGAUUGGUGGUGGGCAUCCAUGGGUGACAGAGAAGGAUACGUGCCAAGAAAUCUGCUGGGGUUGUAUCCAAGAAUUAAACCCCGUCAAAGAAGGCUGGCUUAAUUGAAGUAAAGGAGACUUAAAGUUCACUGCCAUUCCACCAUCAAUACAGACCAAAAGUCAAAACCUCUUUAUGAAGAAGGUCUUCUUUGGACCAUUGUGUUUCUGUCUUUUUUAAAACACUUUUUAACAAAUGUUAAUGUUACAGGGAUGGUCACCAUGUCAUUGUGUUUUGUUUAUCACAAUUUAAGUUAAAACAAACAGGUCUGUGUAUCACUACCUUUUCAUUUAAACCUCUACUUUUAGGUAGAUCUGUAAUAAUAAAGUCUGUGCUUAUCCAAAUGGCUAGUUAUUGUGUUGGGUAUUCUGAAACUUAGACUGUUUUGAUUACAUUAUAAGCAUAGUGUGAUGCCAAACUACAAUGCAAUGGUUUGUGGACAGUUUAACAGCGUUUGCAUAUCUGUAAUCAAUGUUUGGCUACGUUUUAAGAUUAAUUAAAUAUAAAGGAAAUCAUCAGAGAUAUUGAAAAGUAGUGUAAAAGUCUUAAAAUCAUGUUUUACAACACCCUAGACUUUCAGUAUGCCAAAUAUAUGCGCAGACGCUUGCGUAUGUGGGCAGCAACUGGAUAUAAAAUCACACACUAAGGGUUUUUUUAUUCACACGUCAUGGAUUAUAUUUGUCUUUAUUGUUACUGCACAAAAUAAGAUCCUUAUCUUAUUGAUAAGUGGAAUACCAGUUAUUUGCAAUCUUUUUAUUUUAUAUUUUUCUUCUUUAUUUCACUUCUGUUGUAUAUUGCACAUGAUAUUUAACGUCAAUAAAUUUGAGAUCGUAAA